AGAGCGUCACCGCGCGACGCGUCGUGCUGGCUCCACACAUCUCGCUCCCAGAUCCCUUUCUUCCGGAAAGCUAUCGAGAACACUGCCCGGGUAGGGCCAGAGAGGCCCCCGACGUGCUGGCCCUUCCCUCUUGGACGUUGCGCUUGUUCCUCUGCUCUAUGCUCUCUGCGGUUAUCGCCGGACUAGUCAGUCGUCCAACUCACCACAGAGAAGUCCGGAUCGUGGUAGAGCGCCGCGUCGCACCCAUGUGACGUUACGACGGCGCCACUCGCUGGAGGCUUUCCCCGCCCACCCCGGCACCGUUCUCUCUUUCCGGACCUGGCCGAGCAGGAGGCGCCAUCAUGGGAGUCGACAUCCGCCACAACAAGGACCGGAAGGUUCGGCGCAAGGAGCCCAAGAGCCAGGAUAUCUACCUGAGGCUGUUGGUCAAGUUGUACAGGUUUCUGGCCAGAAGAACCAACUCCACAUUCAACCAGGUUGUGUUGAAGAGGUUGUUUAUGAGUCGUACCAACCGGCCGCCUCUGUCCCUUUCCCGGAUGAUCUGGAAGAUGAAGCUUCCUGGCCGGGAAAACAAAACGGCCGUGGUUGUGGGGACCAUAACAGAUGAUGUGCGGGUUCAGGAGGUGCCCAAACUGAAGGUAUGUGCACUGCGCGUGACCAGCCGGGCCCGCAGCCGCAUCCUCAGGGCAGGGGGCAAGAUCCUCACUUUCGACCAGCUGGCCCUGGACUCCCCCAAGGGCUGCGGCACUGUCCUGCUCUCCGGUCCUCGCAAGGGCCGAGAGGUGUACCGGCAUUUCGGCAAGGCCCCAGGAACCCCGCACAGCCACACCAAACCCUACGUCCGCUCCAAGGGCCGGAAGUUUGAGCGUGCCAGAGGCCGACGGGCCAGCCGAGGCUACAAAAACUAACCCUGGAUCCUACUCUCUUAUUAAAAAGAUUUUGAAUGCUGA
Symphalangus syndactylus (siamang) is the source of this 950-nucleotide messenger RNA. RefSeq names its product ribosomal protein L18 (gene RPL18). Gene Ontology annotation, cellular component: ribosome; cytosolic large ribosomal subunit. Lineage: Eukaryota; Metazoa; Chordata; Mammalia; Primates; Hylobatidae. Gene Ontology annotation, molecular function: RNA binding; structural constituent of ribosome. The record is from RefSeq and is a predicted model, not a curated record. Gene Ontology annotation, biological process: translation.